AACCGGAAACAGUAUGUUUGGUUACUGUUAGCUUGACGUCAGUUUUUCUCCAAGCAGCGGCUUCAGUGGAUCCAAUGAGGUGACGCCGCGUUCCGGGCCCGACUGCUGAGAGCGAGCCGGUGAUAAGGGGAACUAAAAACGACCAAGCGUGACAACAAAGAGGCUCUGAAUCAAGGCAGGACUAGCAAAAUUAAUCUCAGAACCCGGCCGGAGAAGCCCAACCAAUACUUGCAUUUGUGCCGGCUGAGGAAAGCUCAUGAUGGGGGGGAGGAAGCUGGCGCUUGCUGUUCUUUUCUGCCUUGUUCUGGCAAUGUUGCCUUCUCACACAGUGACUGUAGCCGUCAUGUCCGUUGACCUGGGCAGUGAGUGGAUGAAAACGGCGAUAGUGAAACCUGGUGUGCCGAUGGAGAUUGUUCUCAACAAGGAGUCGAGGAGGAAAACCCCCACGGCUGUAUGUCUCAAGGAAAAUGAAAGACUUUUGGGAGACAAUGCACUAGGAUGGUCUGUGAAGAACCCCAAAACAGUUUACAGACACCUCCAAAGCCUCCUGGGCAAAAAGCAUGAUAACCUCCAGGUGGAGCUCUACAAGAAACGGUUCCCUGAGCACCAGCUGCUGGAGGACCCAGUGAGAGGCACAGUGUACUUUAAAAAUUCAGAAGAGAUGCAGUACACGCCGGAGGAGCUCCUCGGCAUGGUGCUCAACUAUUCUCGUGUGCUGGCUCAGGACUUUGCAGAACAACCAAUCAAAGAUGCGGUGAUCACCGUCCCAGCCUUUUUCAACCAGGCAGAGCGCAGGGCAGUCCUGCAGGCUGCACAGAUGGCCGGUCUAAAGGUCCUUCAACUCAUCAACGACAACACCGCCGUGGCCCUGAACUAUGGCGUCUUCAGGAGGAAAGAUAUCGACAACACAGUUAAGAACAUGAUGUUUUAUGACAUGGGCUCGGGCAGCACAACUGCCACCAUCGUCACCUAUCAGACGGUCAAGACCAAGGAGUAUGGCACCCAGCCCCAGCUACAGAUCCGAGGCGUCGGGUUUGACCGUGGGUUGGGGGGCUUUGAGAUGGACCUGCGACUCCGGGACCACCUGGCCAAACUAUUCAAUGAGCAGAAGAAGAGCAAGAAAGAUGUGAGGGAGAACCACCGAGCCAUGGCCAAGCUCCUCAAAGAGGCUCAGAGGCUCAAGACCGUGCUCAGUGCCAACGCCGACUUCAUGGCCCAGGUGGAAGGUUUGAUGGAUGACAUUGACUUUAAAGCGAAGGUGACCAGGAUUGAGUUUGAAGAGCUGUGUGCAGAUCUCUUUGAGAGAGUGCCUGGCCCGGUGCAGGACGCCCUCGCCACUGCAGAAAUGAAGCUGGAUGAAAUUGAGCAGGUGAUUUUAGUCGGUGGCUCCACUCGUGUCCCCAAGGUUCAGGAAGUGCUGCUCAAAGCUGUGGGGAAAGGGGAGCUUGGCAAGAACAUCAACGCAGACGAGGCGGCCGCCAUGGGCGCCGUGUACCAGGCUGCUGCCCUCAGCAAGGCCUUCAAGGUGAAACCUUUCCUGGUCCGGGACGCAGCUGUCUUCCCCAUUCAGGUGGAGUUCACCCGUGAGACAGAGGAAGAGGGGAUCAAAACGCUGAAACACAACAAACGUAUCCUCUUCCAGAGGAUGGCGCCCUACCCCCAGCGCAAGGUCAUUACAUUCAACCGCUACAACGAUGACUUUGAGUUCUACAUCAACUACGGAGACCUGAGCUUCCUCAGCCAGGAGGACCUCAGUGUGUUUGGCUCCCUGAACCUGACCACAGUCAAACUGUCUGGAAUAGGCAGCAGCUUCCAGAAGCACACAGACGCAGAGUCAAAAGGCAUCAAAGCCCAUUUCAACAUGGAUGAGAGCGGGGUGCUCCUGCUGGAUCGGGUGGAGUCUGUGUUUGAAACCAUUGUGGAGGAGAAAGAAGAGGAAUCAACAUUGACUAAACUGGGUAACACAAUUUCCACCUUGUUUGGAGGAGGAUCAUCAGAACCCGCUCCGAAUGUAACUGAACCUGUCCAGGAUGAGGAAGAAGUGCCUCCAGAGUCUGAAAAGAACGGCAAGGACGAGGACGUAAAGGACACGGCCCAGAAGGACGAGGGCGUUAAAGACGAGGCCCAGAAGGACGAGGAGAAGCAGGACGAAGCAGAGAAGAGUGCAGGCGAAGGAAAAAGUGAGGAGGGCACAGAGGAGGCAGGCAGCAAGAAUGAUGCCAAGGAGGAAAGUGAUGGAGAGAAAUCUGGAAACGUUGAGGCAGAAAAAGAUGAGGAGGAGGAGAAGAAGGCAAAACCUCUAAAAAAGAGCAAGAUCGCUGAAGAGAUCACGGUGGAGCUCGUCAUCAACGACAUCCUCGACCCCACCGCAGAUGAUGUCACUGCUUCUAAGAAGAAGUUGCAGGAUUUGACAGACCGAGACCUGGCCAAACAGGAAAGGGAAAAGUCACUUAACAGCCUGGAAGCGUUUAUCUUUGAGACGCAGGACAAGCUGUACCAGGAGGACUACCAGCUGGUGGUGUCCGAGGGCGAGAAGGAGCAGAUGUCGGCCAAGCUGAGCGAGGCGUCGGAGUGGAUGGACGAGCACGGCUAUGACGCCACCACCAAGCAGCUGAGAGAGAAGCUGUCCCAGCUGAGGAGCCUGUGCAAGGACAUGUUCUUCAGGGUGGAGGAGCGACGCAAGUGGCCCGAGCGCCUGGCCGCCCUGGACGGCAUGCUCAACACCUCCAGCUUCUUCCUGAGGAGUGCCAAACUGAUUCCAGAGGAUGACCAAAUCUUCACUGAAGUUGAGCUGAAUAUGUUAGAAAAAGUGAUCAACGAGACGAUGACCUGGAAGAACCAGACGGAAGCUGAGCAAGAGAAACGCUCUCCAACGGAGCGGCCCGUCCUGUUGUCCAAAGACAUCGAGUCCAAGCUGGCUCUGCUGGACCGAGAGGUCAACUACUUGCUCAACAAGGCCAAGUUUGCCAAGCCGAAAGUUAAAGCCAAAGCCAAGAACAGCACCAGCUCUGAUAAAAGCAGCAAGGCCAACAACACGACCGAGGAGAAGGUGAUCCCUCCCACAGAGGAGAGCACGGACACAAAGACUGAAAGCCCAGAGGCGGUGCAGCCGGGCGAAGCCCCGCCCACUGAAGAGAGCACUGUACAUUCAGACUCAGACAGCCAAUCACAGCCCACAGAAGAAACAAAUACAGGACCAACGGAGAAGGCCCAAACUGAAAACCACAUACAGGAUGAAUUAUAACAGCUGGAACCAGGGGGGGAAAAAAAUCACUAUUUAUUGACAGUGUAUAAAUGUUCAAGUUCCUUCUCGCUCUCUGUUUUUUCUGUUGAGUUUUUCUUCAAUUUCGUUUAUUAUGUCCUUGUUUAUUGAGCUGCUGGAAGCUGAUUGAAUAAGGAUUGGAGACCACUCAUCUUGUCACCCCUUUCCUCUUCUGUGCUGUUCAUCUCUCUUGUCUUUCAUGGAUUAUGUAAGCAACUGGCACUUAAACUCCAUGAAGAAGCAGUGCAAC
This is a messenger RNA of Sander lucioperca (pikeperch), 3512 nucleotides long. RefSeq names its product hypoxia up-regulated 1 (gene hyou1). The record is from RefSeq and is a predicted model, not a curated record. Gene Ontology annotation, cellular component: endoplasmic reticulum chaperone complex. Gene Ontology annotation, biological process: endoplasmic reticulum unfolded protein response; negative regulation of hypoxia-induced intrinsic apoptotic signaling pathway; cellular response to hypoxia. The coding region runs from base 257 to 3244 and encodes 995 amino acids. NCBI's taxonomy places the organism in Eukaryota, Metazoa, Chordata, Actinopteri, Perciformes, Percidae. The transcript has 24 exons. Gene Ontology annotation, molecular function: ATP-dependent protein folding chaperone; ATP binding.